UGCACGCGACGAAGAAACACAGCAAACCUGAUUGUAUUUACUUGGUGUAGUCUGUAGAUGUACACGACGUUGUUGUAGCCUUCUCCGGCAGCCGGGAUCGAAGGAGCUAGCCUCGUGCACCCCACAAGCUAGCUGGUGAUCGAGUAGGAGAGAUACUAGUAGUAGGGCAAGAGGAAGGAACAAUGAUGCGCCUGAUAUUGUAAAGUCUAGUUCAUUAGCACCUACAGUUUGGACAGUCCGGUGCGUGUGAGCGCGUCACCGAAUUUGUGCAGUAUCCAGCGCAAUGUCGAGUGGGAAGACGAAGCAAACAUCUCCUUUGGCCAAAACUAGCUCUGGCGAGAAGCCAACGACUGAGCCAUGUGGACGCCUACUAGCGGGCGAAACAAUCGAGGAGACUGCCCCUAACGUCGUUUUCCUUUGCCCCUUCAAUGGACCGCUGGCUGGUACGUUGUUCGUCACAACCUACAAGAUCAUGUUUGUAUCGAGUGAGGGCGAGCCGAGGGCAGUCUACGUUGCGCCUCUGGGUGCAAUCCAUUCCGUAGAGAAGGUUGGCGGAGCGUCCAGCCGUGGCGAGCACUCCUACGGGCUGGAAAUGCAGUUCAAGGACAUCCGCACGUUUCGCAUGGCAUUUCGCCAGGAGGGCCGAACCAGGCGAACGAUUUACGACCUGCUGCAGAAGCUGGCGUUCCCGCUCAGCUCGGGAGGGCAGAUAUUCGCCUUCAAUCAUUAUUCGAAGGGGUCGCUGACUAAGCAUGAUGCCGAGCACGGCUGGGGAAUCUUUAGCAUGAUCAAGGAGCUACGCCGGAUCGGCGUGCCCAACGAAGGCUGGCGCCUGUCGUCAAUCAACGAGGAGUAUCAGUUCUGCCCGACGUACCCGGCUGUGCUGACAGUGCCGGCGGCGGUGACGGACGUGCAGCUGGAGGCGGUGGCGUCGUUCCGAAGCCGCGCCCGCAUCCCCGUCCUGUCCUGGCUGCAUCCGGAGAACCACUCGAGCUUGACGCGCGGCUCUCAGCCGCUCGUAGGCAAGCUGGGCAAGCACAGUCGCGACGACGAAGCCUAUCUGGAGGAGAUCUCAAAGUCGAAUCCAAACUCGCAGAAGCUGGUCAUCAUGGACGCGCGCCCCAAGCUGAACGCCAUCGCCAACAAAGCCAUGGGUGGUGGCUACGAGGACGAGGAGCAUUACACGCACAUGGAGCUUCUCUUUCUGGACAUUGGCAACAUCCACGUGAUGCGAGAGAGCCUGCGCAAGCUGCGCGAGAUGUGCUUUCCGACGAUCGACGACGCCCACUGGAUGUCUAACCUGGAGAACACGCACUGGCUGGACCAUGUCAAGCUAGUGUUGGCCGCCGCCAAUCGCGUGGUGGAUCUGAUGGACCGCUGCCGAGUGUCAGUCGUAGUGCAUUGCUCCGACGGCUGGGACCGUACCUCUCAGGUCUGCUCGCUCGCCAUGAUGCUGAUGGACCCGUACUACCGGACCAUCCGCGGCUUUGCCGUGCUGGUCGAGAAGGAGUGGCUGGCGUUUGGACACAAGUUCCAGCAGAGGGUAGGCCAAGGUGACAAGCAUUGCGCCGACGAGCAGCGUGCACCCAUCUUUGUCCAGUUUAUUGAUGCCGUCUGGCAGGUGACUCGGCAGUUCCCCUGCGCCUUUGAGUUCAACGAGGCGUUUCUCCUGGCCAUACUGGACCAUCUAUAUUCGUGUCUCUUCGGCACGUUCCUGUGCAAUACGGAGCGAGAAAGGAAAGCAGUCAAGGAUGCGACCAAGUCCCUGUGGGCGUUCAUUGCUGAGCACCGUGACGAGUUCGUCAACCCGCUGUUCUCCGAGUACCUGCACAACCAUGUGCUGUGCCCGAUCGUGUCCAUCCGCCGCCUGCAGCUCUGGGUGGCCUACUACGCACGCUGGAAUCCGCGCAUGCGGCCGCAGGAGAACGAGCGCGAUCGCACCACGGAGCUGUACAAGCUGUGCCAGCGCUUGCAGUCGCAGUGCGCCGAAAUGGAGCAGAAGCUGAAGUAGAGCCCUGCUCACGGUUUGCCGUAAGUGUAAACGUGUGCGUCCCUUCUAGCUCGUCCGCUUAAUUACCAUACUAGCUGAGUCCUGUAGUUACUCACCGGCCUUGAGGCCACACACUCCACUCUUCAGGGUAAGAGCCAGCAAGAGCAUAGCAUCUUGACACAUUCAUUUAGAGUCUGUUACAGUCUGACCUGCGCAGAGUACCACAAUAGAGUACAUGUAUGGGUUUCUGACCGGGAUUUCCCGUCGCGCACCUCCCGCCUUCAUUCUUUCAUUGAUGGGUAGGGGGGCGAUAGUUGCUUGUGCUGGCAGCGAUGUCGACGUGCGAAUGAGCGUGACGAGUAUCUGUACUUGGCAGGGCAUUUCUUUCAAACUCGAAAUACGUUCAAAUUUUCAGUUCACUUGAUAUCCUACUAGUCUAGGUGCUCCAAAACGUUCGGCUCGGUAUGAAGAGGAGCUGAAGUCAGAGAAUAAAGAAUAUUUUCCGUGAUACAGUAUUAACACACAUUCACCGCUGGUGUCCUAUUUUACAAAGUAACGCUGCCUCGAAGGCAGCCUCGUGUCUUUUAGUUUAUUAUAUUUUUUUCUCUUAAAAUUGGAGCGAAGUUGUUAUGCUCGAAGCAGAUAUGAAUGACUGUGUGUAGCCAAUAUGAUGAACUUGAUGAUCAGUUCUGUUUCUCACCCGGCAUCACUAAUUAUGCUCUAUUUUCGUUGGUCCGAGGGAAAGAUGUUCUAUCUUUUCUUUCUUUUUUUAAAAAUAGUUUUCUGUAGCAAUCUGGUCGCCUUUGUACACUGCCAGGCUUGAGUCCGUGACAUACAUUCUCUGGUCUGAAUGAAUACAGUGCAUCUGAUGCGAAUAGCUCCCAAUUUACUGAGGUGAAGUAACAUCAAAAAGCAA
This is a messenger RNA of Sycon ciliatum, 2906 nucleotides long. Its product is annotated as myotubularin-related protein 2-like. The record is from RefSeq and is a predicted model, not a curated record. Gene Ontology annotation, molecular function: phosphatidylinositol-3,5-bisphosphate 3-phosphatase activity; phosphatidylinositol-3-phosphate phosphatase activity. The transcript has a single exon. Gene Ontology annotation, cellular component: cytoplasm; membrane. Bases 284 to 2011 code for a protein of 575 amino acids. Gene Ontology annotation, biological process: phosphatidylinositol dephosphorylation. NCBI's taxonomy places the organism in Eukaryota, Metazoa, Porifera, Calcarea, Leucosolenida, Sycettidae.